CGUUCAGUCCAACACAGGGGGGCGGAGACACAGCGCUGAGAUGGGCGGAGACUCGUUUCUGAUUGGCCAGCGUGCGUUCUUCGCUUCAGCCAGGAUUUUGUCCGGAAGAACUCCCGUUAACCGAGCGCUGUUUGCUGGGCGGCAGAUUUCGUGCGUUGUGAACGUAAUGGGCAUGCCGUAGUUCUACUAUUAUUGUUAUUCAGAUGAUUUGAAGUUUUUUUUUUGUGCGAGUCUGUGAUAGUUUAUUACUAGCUGGUUGACAACGGUAGCAUUAAUGUCUGUCCGAUCAGACCUUCAUUGAGGUUAAUAGUUACGUGACUUGUCUUGUAACUAAGGUGAAGAUAUGAGGCGAUCCAGAACAGCGUCAACGACACGAGCCUAGAAUGGAAUCAUUCAUGGAUAACUUCAGGGAGAGGAGUGAACUGGAACGGGAGUGGCUGCAAGAGCUAUUCGUGUUCGUGAGGGACAAUCUGUACCCGGUUCUCGGUCCAUCCACCGGUAGUGUUUCCCCGGAACAGCUCUCGCUAGCCAUGAUACGGAGAGUGGAACGGGCGGUGGGGUCCUCGUGUGCCCGGUCUCUGCCGCUCAGUUACAGGCUCAUCUCCGUAUCCGAGCUGGUUACCUGGCAACGCACACCCUGCUGUAGCAACCUGACCUGGAGCACCGCCCAGCACAGAGAAUGGGUCCGGGAGGCGGAGCAGGCUCUGCCCAAUCACAAGGCUUUGCCGCGUGCCAACCUGUUGCUGAUAGGCUGUCUCAGUGAUGGGUGUGACCCAGAGAGGUCAUGUGACGGAGCGUGGCGUGUGAGGGAUGCCACCGGGACCGUGCACUGUGAGCUACUGAGCCCCUCCCCUCUCUGGCUGGGCCUGCCUGUUCUCUUCCCCUGCUGGAACUACAUCCCCCAGCCUGCACCGGGGAAGGACCAGGAAGUGGAGGAGAGGGGCUACCUGGAGCUAGUUGGCUGUCCCCUACCCCUGACCUCUGACCCUGAGAUGACCUUUAACCCUGCAGGGGUCAACCUGAAGAGAUCUGUGGGGGUCAGAGAAGCUGCAGGACUGAUACAGCACAGGGUGCGAGGCCUUCGUGUAAAGGUGUAUGGGGAGGUUUCUGGAGUAUACCCUCGACUGAACAUCGCAGGGAAGUCCUUCUUCUGUCUCCGUCUGAGAGAGGGACGACACACACUGCCAUUACUGGUCACGGAGCCGUGCUGUCUGUGGUGGCAGCAGUGUGUGUGUGUGGGAGGGAGUGUGUGUGUGUCAGGGCUGCGUGUGUGUGCACUGCAGGGCUGGUCUGGGAACAGGGUUCUGUGUGCGACGAGUCAGUCUUCUCUCACUUUGCUUCCUGCCACACUGAUCCAGGACCUGUCUGAUCCACCCACGUUGGACAUGUACACCCCAGAUCUAGACACAGACACUGUGGGGUUCGAUCCACCGCCGUCUGACUGCACUAGUACUGAGUGUCCUCUCCCAGAGAGAGAGAGACAGGGAGCUGGGCCAGACCCGUCUCCCAGCCUGAGGCCCAGACUCUCCAAGACUAUCAGCUACAAGGGCGUGUUGACCAGCGUUCUGAGUGCAGCAGCGGGGCUUUAUGUGAUUGACGGGAAGGUUGGCUUGUGUUUGGCCUAUCAGCCACUGCAGAGGCGUGGCCUGCGUCCGGGAGCGGAGAUAGAACUCCAUGAUGUCCAUUUCCUUUACCGCCCCUCGCCCCACUUCCAUCCCAGCAUGCUCUGCGUCUGUCUACGCUCCAGUCUGCGUGUCACUUCCUUCAGCCGCCUGGGGUCAGAGGUCGACCGCCCUAGCGACGCCCCGCUGCCGUCGCUACUGCUGGAGAGGAAUCUGGGCGUGUCUCAGUACCUGUGGCUCUGUCACUGCUGCAGAGCUCUAAGAGACAGACUGGUCCCUCGCUGGGUGAAAGAGGAGUGUGUGUAUGUGGUGGCUAGGAGGCUGCUUGAGUGUGUGGUAACGUCAGAGAAGGGGGGAGGAAGAGGAGGGAGGAGAGACAUCUAUAGAGAGAUGCUACAGGAGCCACACCACUGUCCCCUCACUGAGGUACAAACACUGUUUCAAAUCAUAUUCUCUGUCAAUAUGAAUAACGUUAUCAGGGAUGUCAUUCUGACAAUCUCAGAGAUACCUUACGAGGUCAACAAUUAA
This is a messenger RNA of Salvelinus fontinalis (brook trout), 2150 nucleotides long. RefSeq names its product CST complex subunit CTC1-like. Lineage: Eukaryota; Metazoa; Chordata; Actinopteri; Salmoniformes; Salmonidae. The transcript is spliced from 9 exons. The record is from RefSeq and is a predicted model, not a curated record. Gene Ontology annotation, molecular function: telomeric repeat DNA binding; single-stranded DNA binding. Gene Ontology annotation, cellular component: CST complex. The coding region runs from base 384 to 2150 and encodes 588 amino acids. Gene Ontology annotation, biological process: telomere maintenance via telomere lengthening; positive regulation of DNA replication.